AUUGCCUUUUACUGCAAUCUGGCAUUCUGUACUUCGAAAUGACAAAAUUAUUAGCGCGUAGGAAUAUUUUACUCAUUUAUUUGUCUUAUCUUAUUAUGCUUAUAUUUGUCUUAUCUUACUAGUAAUGCCCCUCUCGGAAAGUGUAGAGCGCGACUGGUUAUUGAACCUUUCCUUGGCCAGAGAAAGCUAGCAAAUGGACGUGCCAGCUGUGAAAUCGGAUGAUUGCGAUGGCGAUCCGCAGCUCGACCAUGUCAUUUGUCGUGAUAUUCGACCGAUUUAUCAGUACAUGUGGGCGAUUGUUUUGCUGUCCGCUCUCCGAUUAUUUCUGGAAUGCGGUCCAUUCGGAUGGGUGGCCUACAGCCUGGCUGUCUGUCUUCACGGACAGAGUAUGCUGUCCGAGGAAAACGGUAUGUCGCCGGUUAUGGCGUGGUUUUUCCUGGCCUUUGCUGGAGUUUUUCUCGUCGUGGGGGCCUGCAUGUCUGUACUGAGCGUACGGUUAUUGAGAGGUGUGCAACAAUGCCGUCCCGGCGCGAACAGCGAACCAAUAUCCGAGGUCAUCGUGUGUCUGGAUGUGGCUUACGUGCCGCUGUGGGUAACGACGGGGCUGCACUGCAUCAUGCUGGCACUCUGCCUGGUCCUUCUGUGCAGCGGUUCUGCCUGGAAAGAUUUGGCGGACGGACUGUCGUGUCCACGCGCAAAAACACCGGAAGCGAAGAUUGCUCGCUUUAUGACGUUAUGGAUGGGUUUGACGGCUGUGAUGAUCUACACUGGAUGCUGUGUCUCGUACAAACUUUCCGUUUGAAUAAGAAACUGAAAGCGGAACUGUUACAAACGGAGGCAAUUUAUACACCUAAAUUAACCGUCAAUUUCGCACGUCUAAGCGGUCAGCGGCAGAAGUAGUUUUUCUCGCAAAUGUCAUGAAGUUUUAAAGGUUAUCGCAGAGUGUCCCGUGACUGAUGAAAGCAGCUGUGCUGUUUGUACAGAAUGCAAGUUUGCGAGCUACUUGUCACCUUCUGUAAUCUAUGUACUUGGUUUUCCUUAU
Messenger RNA from Paramacrobiotus metropolitanus, 1042 nucleotides. RefSeq lists its product as uncharacterized. Lineage: Eukaryota; Metazoa; Tardigrada; Eutardigrada; Parachela; Macrobiotidae. The coding region runs from base 194 to 802 and encodes 202 amino acids. The record is from RefSeq and is a predicted model, not a curated record. The transcript is spliced from 3 exons.